This is a messenger RNA of Phlebotomus argentipes, 3101 nucleotides long. Its product is annotated as epidermal growth factor receptor kinase substrate 8-like. The transcript has 9 exons. NCBI's taxonomy places the organism in Eukaryota, Metazoa, Arthropoda, Insecta, Diptera, Psychodidae. The record is from RefSeq and is a predicted model, not a curated record. Gene Ontology annotation, biological process: Rho protein signal transduction; regulation of Rho protein signal transduction. Bases 528 to 2969 code for a protein of 813 amino acids. Gene Ontology annotation, cellular component: plasma membrane. Gene Ontology annotation, molecular function: actin binding.
ACCACCACAACGGUGUGCUGCUGGACUGAAGAGAGGUGUAUUCAGCGGGCAGGAGAUCGCGGGGUCGCCGAUCAGUGCGCCUGGGCGUGAGUGCGAGCGAGUGGAAUAUGAAUGGAUGGCGGCAUGUUGGACAGAGACAGACUGAUCGAGUGUGGAAUGCGAUAUAGUAUGGAGAAUAGUGACGCACCUGUAAUUAGUGUGGCGAAGAUGUGCAGUGUUUUUGUCAAUAUCCUGAGCUGCGGGUCGUGAGAGUGGUAAUGAGUGUAAUUGACCUUGAGGCUUCCACAAAAAGACUUUAUCGCCGAAUUUAUAUAGUGUCUGGCCCAUAUAGACGGCAAUGAAGACAGAUAUUUAGAUUACAACGAUUGCUUGAAUGCAGCAAAAUCAGGCGCAACCACCAAAAACCCGCGAUUGGAAUGGAUAAUCGUUGACACUAGGCAGAGAGACAGAGAAUAAUAGAGAGCGCCUGUGAACUUGGUGACUGUUUUUGCGCUGAGGAGGACGAGACUUUUUGAGGAGCAGAAGCGAUGGCCCACUAUUCCAAUGGAGGCUAUUCCGGGGACGAGCACGACUCGCGGAGCGACAGUCGACCUGGCAGUGAUCUGGGCGACAAGCCGACGUAUCUGCUGGAGCACCUGGCGACGUUCACGGUGCACCAGGAGAGUGGCAUUGUCUAUCCAGCGGACGGGAUGCGACGAUUGCUGCAGCUGGAGAAGACCACGGGCAUUUGGUCGCAGAAGAUGCAACUGUGCCUCGAUAAACAGUGGAUCUUGAUUAUGGACUACGAAUCUGGGAAUAUUAUUGAGAAAUUCCCAGCGUCCCUCAUUCAAGAACCAACUGCUUUCACCAGCAACGAUCCAAUGGAGAUGUACAACAACAUUCUGGUGUUUAUCGUCGGCAAUGGUGGCAAUGGUUCUCGCUCUGAGAUGCACAUUUUUCAAUGCCAAAGUAUAUCAGCGGUGCAUCUGGUGGAGGAUCUGAAAAUGCUACGGACUGGAAAGGUCGUGCUGCAGCAUCGGGAGACACUGCCCACGCCGCCAAAUGCGAAGUCCAGCGCACGAUCCUUCCACACUGCGAGCUAUCAUCACGAGCAGGCGCACCACAAUCAGGACACAGACUCGGAGUUUGGCGUGAGUGCUGAGCGAGCUGGUCUGGCCGUUGGCCAUGAUCCGGAGACGAGUUCCACGUCCAGUGAGAAGUACGAGCGCGAUGUCACAGUGCUGAAUCACUGCUUUGACGACAUUGAGAAGUUCAUUGCGCGGCUGCAACACGCGGCAGCGGCGACGCGUGAGUUGGAGAGGCGCCGCAGGAAUAGGAAGUCAAAGAAGAAGGAUCCGGGAGAGGGACUGCUGACGCUGCGCACGAGACCGCCGCACGAGAAGGAGUUCAUUGACAUUUUCGCCAAGUUCAAGCUGUCGUUCAAUUUGCUGGCCAAGCUGAAGGCGCACAUUCACGAUCCCAAUGCGCCGGAACUCGUGCACUUCCUCUUCACGCCGCUGGCGUUGAUUGUGGAUGCGUCCCAUGAUACGUACUAUGAUCCCAAUUUGCCGGCGCGCGUGAUCAAUCCACUGCUGACGCGAGAGGCCAUCAAUCUGCUGAUCAACUGCGUCACGAGCAAGGAGACGGAACUGUGGCGAUCGCUGGGCGACGCGUGGGUGAUUUCGCGGGAUCAGUGGAAAGGACACGUGGGCUCCUACCAUCCGGUGUUCUUUGACGGCUGGUCGCCGGACUAUCCGGUGGUGGAGGAGCUGGAGAAUGCGACCACGGUGAGUGGCAAGAGGCAGAUUGACACCCAUCAGCUGCACUACGCGUCGGGCGGCGUGGGUGACUUCGACUACGAUCCGCAGCCGUCGAUGGAGAAGUACAGUGGCGGCGCACCUGCUAGUCCAGGCUUGAGGGAUAUCAGUGCGAGGAGUGACAUCUCGGUGGACUCCAUCGAGCGCAAUGGCGCGGCCGCGGCGGCUGCCAUCACGGCGGCGGUGGCUGGACAUGAUGCCAAUGGCAAUGACGGAUGGGUGGACGAGCUGCAGUCCCAGGGCGCAAAGAUUGUGCAGGUCACGUAUCCCAGGACGGCCAACAAUGACAAGGAGCUGACUGUGGUCCGGGGAGAGUAUCUCGAGGUUCUGGACGACAGUCGCAAGUGGUGGAAGGCCAGAAACAGCCGCGGUCAAGUGGCUCAUGUUCCUCACACAAUUGUCACGCCGAUCAACUACAGCGACAACGAUGUCUUCAACAAUCCUCUGUACAAUCAGAAUCGCGCCACAAUGGGCGGGAAUCCACAGGAAAUGGAGUCAGGACCUUCGAUGAUGCCGCCUCCGGGCUCAGCGGACUGGAUUCGGAAUAAGCAUCUGGGGCGCAGUAGUGGGUACCAUUCAGAGUCCGAGGAUGAUGACAUUAACCAUGCGAACCAAACAGUGGCGAUCAUUAAUCGCCAGUCAAUGACUAAUAAGCCGCCUCCGCCACCGCCGCCGCCCGUCCCGUCGACCUCCGCGCCAGUGUCGCGGGCCACUUCCAGGAAUAACACCCUGUCUCGCCAAUCGAUGGGCAUGCAGCAGAAUGGUCAGGAGGAGAUGCAGGAAGAGCUGCGUCACGUGCUGACGCUCUUCCGUGAGAAGAGACGCGGUCUGGACAUCAUGAAGACCCCUGAGAUCUUCAUUCAGCAGUCAUCGACGUCUGCCGAGGUGGAGAAGUGGCUCAAAGCCAAAGGGUUCAGCGAGCAUGUGGUGAAGAGACUCCACGGGAUCAAUGGAAAUGAGCUGUUCGCCCUCAAGAGAGUCACUCUGGAGGAGUAUUGUGGUCCUGACGAGGGCAAACGCCUUGCGUCACAACUCACGGUGCAGAGGAAUGUUUCAGGGUACAAAACCGCAAGGAGUUCCGAAUUGCAGGCCAUCUUGGCGAAAGCGCGCCAAAAGACAGAAGUGAAGGCUGAGGCGAAGGACACUGUCCAGGAUUCACAAACUAGUCUGUAAUGAGGGAUUCUUGCGAUGCUGUACAUAGAUUAUGGGUGUCAAGUGGCCUUUUAUUGCAUCAGGAAGCAUUGAAAAUAUACGAAUUUAGAAAUUGUAAGUGUGAAUAUUUCAACGGUUGCUCACAUUGAAUUU